AUGAUCGUACUCUUGUUAAUAUCUGCCCUCCUGCUCUCAGUGCCGGCCACUGUCUCGGCAUGCGAGGGCGAAUGCAUCGUCGGUAUCACGAACGCGUUCCUCGGAAACUACACGCCCGUCGUCGAGGCAGUGAUGAACGACUUGAACCAACAGAUUUGCGCGAACUCUUCCAUCCCGCCCAAUAACUACCUUUCGCCCAUCUACGACGCAUAUAAGAUGCAAGCCUACCACGGGAUGGAGAAUGCGAUCUUCCCUAGCUACUUUCACGGCAAGUGCCAGCAGGACGGCGUGAACCCGCCCGGUUGCCCAAACCCCGACUGCCCUGUCGUUUGUGGCACGCCUGGGUCUAUGGUGCACUUCUAUUCGCAGCUCCGCUACAUCGCGUUCAACCAGACACGCCACCUCCUUGAGACGCUCGUCGCGCCGGGCUCGAACACGUACCAGCAGGUCGAACAUGCACUCAUGAAAGCCGACCAAGGGCACUCUCGCCGCAUGAGCAGGGUGUAUGGGCGCGCACUCGCAAAGGCUGCCGCAGAAUCUGCUUCCAGGUCUUCUGUCGCCAGCUCUAGGGCUACUCCCAUGCAUGGAUACAAGGCGUAUACGACGGCUCCGGUACUGAGCCAAGCUCCUCCUCCUUUACCCUCUAGCGCUGCCUUUGACUCUGACCCGGACUCUGCCAACAACAUCUUGGUGCCCAUCCCUCUCAGAAAAAGAACGGAUUUAACAGCUGUGCUUAGACAAAUUCUGGGAGAGAUCGACGAGCAACUCCUCGAGGCCUGCGGUGGAGAUGCGCAAGACGAGGCCACGAACGGUCUGCCCGACUGUAGCUGGGAGAAUGAAAUGAAGGAAUACAUCCUGACGUUCCCGUAG
Laetiporus sulphureus 93-53 is the source of this 870-nucleotide messenger RNA. RefSeq lists its product as uncharacterized. The coding region runs from base 1 to 870 and encodes 289 amino acids. Lineage: Eukaryota; Fungi; Basidiomycota; Agaricomycetes; Polyporales; Laetiporaceae. The record is from RefSeq and is a predicted model, not a curated record. The transcript has 2 exons.